AUGGCAGUGAAAAUAUUCGAUCAUUUCAUCGAUCUAUUCCUACUAACUAUGGGUGUAUUGGAAAAUCCCGAGUACAAGAAGUUCGGUAUCCCUUUCUUCAUCGUGUACUUCGGAUUCAUAAUCGUAGAUACCUUCGGUAUGAUGGUCGGAGUGGCUACGACGGAUGAUCUGAUCAGAAUAGCCAUCCAAUUCGGUCAAUUGACAACUCAGCUUAAUUGUAUCGCCAUGAUGACCUACUACAAGAUAUCGAUGACUCUGGUACUCGAACUAAUCGCCAAAUUGCGUGAAAACAGUUCCAAGUGGUUGGAAGCCGAGCCAAUAAUGGAGCAGUUUAUGAGAUCGGUCAUCUUAAAAGUUUUUAUCGGGUAUUACGUGGCUAUUAUUUUCACCGUCGCUCCCGUCCUGGCUGGGCAAUUCAAUUCGGUCGAAGUUAGCGAAAAGUAUUCUUACGUGACGCCAUUUUGGUAUUCUUGCGGUACUUUGGAGCAUUCUGUGUUCAGACACGUUUGUUGGAAUGUCGAAACUCAUUUCGAGUUAUUUUGGUCAAAUAUAGCUCAAGCUUUCCUGUACUAUUGUACUUUACACGCGCUCAUCAUGUUGUUGUUGUUUUAUACCAUUUUGACGUUCAAUGUUAAAAUUCACGCUCAAGUGCUGACCAAGAAAUCGGAGCAGUUGGCCAACGAUACGUAUCUGUUUAUCGAAUUGAAUAGCAGGAAUUCGGGGGAUAAUUUCGUCAGGAUGAGGAAUGAGUUCGAUCGGGAUAUUUUACUCAAGUUUUUGGAGUUGUUGAAGCAUCAGCAGUUUAUCAGGGAAUUUGCUAUCGAAGUGACACGAUUGGUGCAUUGGAUGGUGAUGAUAAACGUUACUGGGAUUUUUUGCGCUUUAUCUAUGACCGCAUUUUUUACCAUUGUUGAGAAAACUAACGAUUCGUUAUUGGCUUCGAAAAUGGCUACGAUGUCGAUUGUGAUGAUUGUGACCUUGUUCAUCUACUGUUACAAUGCUCAAAUGAUCUCUGAUCUAGGUCCUACCAUAAUGGAUAACAUGCUAGAUAUUCCUUGGUAUCUGCAGAGUCUACGGUUUAGAAAGACUUUCGCUAUUGCUCUGUGUCUGAAUCAAAAUCUAGUCAUGACUGUUCGUUCGACGUAUUCGUGGCAAUAG
Messenger RNA from Planococcus citri (citrus mealybug), 1158 nucleotides. RefSeq lists its product as uncharacterized. The record is from RefSeq and is a predicted model, not a curated record. Lineage: Eukaryota; Metazoa; Arthropoda; Insecta; Hemiptera; Pseudococcidae. Gene Ontology annotation, molecular function: olfactory receptor activity; odorant binding. Bases 1 to 1158 code for a protein of 385 amino acids. The transcript has 5 exons. Gene Ontology annotation, biological process: detection of chemical stimulus involved in sensory perception of smell; sensory perception of smell. Gene Ontology annotation, cellular component: plasma membrane.